This is a messenger RNA of Bombyx mandarina (wild silkworm), 3128 nucleotides long. RefSeq names its product ubiquitin thioesterase trabid (gene trbd). The record is from RefSeq and is a predicted model, not a curated record. Gene Ontology annotation, molecular function: cysteine-type deubiquitinase activity; K63-linked polyubiquitin modification-dependent protein binding. Lineage: Eukaryota; Metazoa; Arthropoda; Insecta; Lepidoptera; Bombycidae. Gene Ontology annotation, cellular component: nucleus; cytoplasm. Gene Ontology annotation, biological process: cytoskeleton organization; cell migration; protein deubiquitination involved in ubiquitin-dependent protein catabolic process.
ACAACGAGUUCAGCGCCACCGUGCGAGAAUUCGAAAUGGAGCUGUGAGAUGUGUACUUACGAAAAUUUUCCUCUCUCACGAAAGUGUACAAUGUGUAGAUCACCGAAGCCACUACUGGGCGAAGACAUAUUCAGAUUACAGGACGGCGCCAGCGCUCUUCCAUCACAGGAAACGUGUGGAGCGGAAGCCGUAGCAGAUAGACUGAAACCCCUCAGGAUAUCAUCGCCUCAAGGUCACACUAGUGCCUCUACUCUUGUUAAAUGGUCAUGUCCUACGUGCACGUACGAGAAUUGGCCGAAGUCGAUAAAGUGUGCGAUGUGCGGCUACGGCAACCCUAACCCGGCCCACUCGCCCCCGUGCGACCCCAGGCUCCCGAGACCCCCAGGUGUAAACGAAAUAUGUAACAAUCAAACCGCGUCUCUGCACGACGUAGACGGCAGCACGAGGAGAUCGAAGCGACGCGCCAGCAACAUCGACUGGAUAUGGCUGCAGGCCUGUCUCGGCGUAGUGGAAGGUGAAUCUCGAAGGGUCGAGACAUAUCUGUCGAGUGGAGGUGACCCGGCCCGGGCCCUCACUCACGCCGAAGUUCAACUUCUCAACCGAGCUUCGGCCUUCGACGCUGGAUACACGCUCGUACACUUAGCGAUCAGAUUUCAAAGACAAGAAAUUUUAUCAACAUUACUGUCACGGAUAUCGGGCGGCGGACCCGGACUGAAACGAUCUCCCUCUUAUAUAGCGCCGGACCUGGCGUCAGCGAUACGUCGGCACAUAGCGGGGUGCUUAAGGCAGAAGAAAGGAAAUUUUCCAUGUCGAUACAUCAACGAGUUCUGUACGUUCUCGUUGCCUGCUGAUAUCGAGGAGUUACCGGCUGCGAUACAAGAGCAGCUAUUCUCCGAGUUACUGGACAGAGAAGCACAACAGACUUUAGAAGCGGAUCCUCCACUCAUAAACUGGAGCUUGGAGUUCACCGUUAACCUUGGGUCCCGGCUGUACGCCCUCUGGAACCGCUCGGCCGGCGACUGCCUGCCCGACGCCGUGUGCCAGGCCGCCUACGGGGUGUUCGACAGGAACAACGCGCUCCGGACCGCGCUGGCGGACUCGCUGCACCAAGCCCACAGGAGUUUCUACGAGCGUUGGCAGGCGUGGGAGCGAAUGCAGGCGUCGUUGUUACAUUACGCGCCCGAGGAGGGGCAGCUGAGGGCGGAGUGGAGCAGGAUAUUAGCGUCCGCCGCCAGACCCGGCACGCCGCUGCAUCAGAUCCACGUGUUCGUCCUCGCUCACGUGAUGCGUCGUCCCAUCAUCGUGUACGGGGUCAACGUUGUGAAUUCCUUCCGGGGGGAGGCCUUAGGAUUUGCACGGUUUCAAGGUAUAUAUUUACCGCUACUGUGGGACCCCCAGUUUUGUUCUAAAUCGCCUUUAUGCCUCGGAUACACUCGCGGACAUUUCUCCGCGCUAGUACCCAUAGAGCCUUAUUCGCAUAGGCAUACGUAUAUUUGUCGGGAACAACAAGAUGAUAAUGAAGAUAUGAUAUACCUGCCGCUAACGGAUUCAGAAGGGAAAUUAUUGCCUGUACAUUUUCUGACUUGCGAUGAGAUGUCGGAAGCGGAGAGCGUGGUCCGUCGGUGGGUGGUGUGGCGCGAGACGUCGGGCGGGCUGGCGGCGGCGCGGAGGCCCUCGCUGGCGCCCUCGCUGCUGCAGGCACAGAUGCUGGAGGAGUGGCUCAACCACUACCGCAGGCUCGCACAACAAACUAGAGGUCCAUUUCCACCGCGACUCCAAGCCGCGGCAGCGGAAUACUCAAGCGAUCCCGAUACAGAUGAAGAAUGAUAUAAACACUCGCUAACAAUACACCAAAAUAAACACUACACGGUAAUUAAUAUACACCGUCAAACACACAACGUUGAUAAGCUUAACAUUAGGAAGGAAAUUUAAAAAAAAAACCUUGGCAACACCACGAAGCGCUCGGUGUUGCCAGUGAACAAAAUUCUAAAUUAAUAAUUGUGCUCAAUAACUAAGCAGCUUAUGAUUUUUCACUAUAACGAUUCCGAUUCUAUUAAUUAAUAUGAAUAGAAAAUGCGCUUGUUUAAAAAUAAUAAAGUACAAAAUGUAAUUGUCACGCAAUAUUACACUCUCGUACAUUGUGUAUGAGUAUUAAUUACAUUAGACAAUAAAGUUUUAAUGCCCUCUGAGUUCUCACCAAAUGUCGCUGAUCAUGAUCAAUCUAAGAACUGUUUUAUCAAUGAACAGCCAAAGUAGUAGUAUAUUGAUAGUUACAUCAAAAUGAAUUAUAGUAGUUAAAUAAUAAUAAUAAUAUUUUACAAAUAGCGUAGUAUUGUGAAUUUACAAUAUUACAUAGCUUCGCGUAGUGGGAGUUCGUUUUUUUUUUGGCUUUACUAAAGAAUCGACAUGCAGUUAAACAAUUGAUGCUCUUUUCAACAUAAAACACACUUAAACAAUUAAUUUUCAAUACACGAAAUGCCUUAUUUUUUUAUUCUUAAAAGUUCAAUUAAUUUUACGUACAUUCCAAAUCAAAAUCACGUUAUUUCAAAAUUUAAUACACCUAUUCUGAUUUAUUUACUAGAGACGCGAAUAGUUGAAGUGUGAAUUGUAAAGCCAAAAUCAAAGGAAAUAGUGCUCUUAUAAAAAACUGAUAAACGAAAAUACGUGUCUAGGGACGACAGAUAAAUUAGUAAACAUAUUUUUAUAUAUAUAUAAAUAAAUAAAAAAGAAAGAUAAAUGGCAGUGAGAGGUUGCUUUAGUGACGUCAUCUAUAGGUUUUGUAUGGCAGUUGAGAUAUUCGUUUUGAAGGGAUUGCAUUCAUACAAUUUGAAGGUUAUAGUUGUCGAAGUGACUAUAUUUAGUUUUAUAACACGAAUGCGUGAUCGAAUAAUGGCCCGCCUUACUGUUGAUCGAAUAGUUUUACCUGAUCUAAUAUCGAUAAAUAAUCGAUACGAAUCUCCAUUCAUAUCUAGCAGUCGUGACUUAUCAGAUAUCGCAGCAUCAGAAAAAUGAACUCUGAUUGCUUAUAAAGAAAUCUAUACUAAUAUUAUAAAGAGGAAAGAUUCGUUUGUUUGUUUGUAUUGAAUAGACUCCGAAACUACUGAACCGAUUAGAAAAAUUCUUUCACU